Messenger RNA from Tuber aestivum (summer truffle), 1749 nucleotides. NCBI's taxonomy places the organism in Eukaryota, Fungi, Ascomycota, Pezizomycetes, Pezizales, Tuberaceae. The record is from the annotation of a GenBank genome assembly.
AUGUCACACUAUUUUCCUGUGAUAGUAUGUCCAGAGAUUCCCAUCUAUUUGCCACGAGAUAUUCCACAUGGCAACGCCUACGAGUAGAAGGUGAGGAAAGGCUACGAGUAUGCUAUCUACAGAUAAUACCCCAAAGAUCAUAUUCUCCACCAAAGAGACACAAUUAGAGAAACCCAAAGAUCUUGUAAAAACGGUGCAAAUAAAGCCGCCCUCCCGGAAAGCACAAAUUGGCCGUGUUCCAGACGUGUCAUACCGGUAUGCCAUUCAAUGAUCACAAAGCUGUAAACUUCUCUGAUACGGUUCCUAUACCAGUACAAUGGCGUUGUUUUCCCCGUCAUUGUGUCAAAGCCCAAACCUACCAACGCGCCACACACCUAGGGACAGUACCACCAUCGGCACACAGUGCUCUCUCUGUCGGAAAAGCAACCCUCCACUCGACGAUCUCCCAUUCACCACCACCUCCUCCUCUCUAUCCACCACCAACCUCCCAUUGAACUCGCAGCGCUCAAGAACCUAUUAUCCAGCCACCCUUUUCCACCCUUCAUCACCAACCGAAAUCCGCAGCCAUACUCCUCCUCCUACUCCCCAGUUUCAUCUCCUUACCACUCAAUAUGGUAUUCCUAUUCUAAUUCCCUUUCCCCUCUUCCAUCCAUCCCCCAUUUCACCCUCCAAAAAUGAAGCUUAGCUACAUCCCCAUCCUAUUUCCGUUACCAUCUUUCACGUACUAACAUUUCUACCACCAACACCACAAAACAGAUCGGCAAAAUUGCACACUACAGCUUUGAUGCAAUCCUAUUCUCCGCCUUUCUAGCGGGCGUUAAGCGGUCCACCGGUCUCACGUACUACAACCCCCCCCUCCCCUGCAUAUCUCACAGGACCCCCUAGUAUUCCCCAAAAACCCCGCCCGCAGACCUUAGCUCUCGAGAGACGGGCGAAACUGACCACUAGACCUAGCUUCCAAACAGAGAAGAUUGAAUCCAAAGAUGUCCGCUCCGCAAUCGACAAGUACCUCAAUUUUGGAGAAUGGGUUAUGGACCAGAGCAUUGCUGUGAUGGGCAGUAGCAGUUAUUUUGAGAGGAAGCGAUAAUCUGCUCAUCCCUUCACGGCAGGGGGUUGCACGAAUGAUGGUUGAAGUGAUGGUUUUUUUCCUGUCUGACAAAAAAAGAAGGCUUCCCGACAAGGUCCUACGGAAAACAAUGAAACAAGGACCGGUACGGAAAUGAACAAACGGACGAUGGAUGUCUUGGGAAGAAAAAACGAAUCGAUGGCUAUACACUCGAGUACUGGAUUUGGAUUGUCCGAUUGGGGUUCACAUUCUUUGUCUUUUUCUUCUUCGCUUUGAAACUUCCAUUGCGCUUAUUCAAAGGGUACAUGGAUUUGGUGUUUUUUUCACUCUCUCCUCUUCUAUUUUUUUUUAUUUGGCUAUGGUAUAAUUCUCUCGUAGCUUCCACGAUGUAUUUUGUCACCCUCCACUCCUUUUAUUCUCGAACUUACUACUACUUUGCCGCCCCCCAGAAGCCCUAGAUAGCUUUUUCCUUUUUCUUCUUACUACUAUUACAGACAUGGCAUAACUGGAUGGAUAAGUAGGCUGAUGGACGAACAGGGGUGGGAUUAAGACAUUUCCUCUUUUCUCUUUUUCCCCCUUGUGUAUUGGAGCAUGACGAGAAAUUCGAAUUUAUGCAGCAGCUCAAUCAGCCACCGCAAUUGAGAGCGUUAUGAUAGAGUACAAUUGAACAAUUUGAUAUAAAA